AUGACCGACAAAAUAACCCUCCACACCUACUUCCGCUCUUCCUGCUCCGCCAGGCUGCGAAUAGCCCUCCACCUGAAAGAAAUCCCCUUCGAAUCAGUCUACGUGAACCUCCUAAAAGGCGAGCAAUCCACACCCGCCCACCUGGCCAUCAAUCCAUCCGGCACUGUGCCAGCCCUCGUAAUCCAGCGUGAAUCCCAACCCCCCGUGACAAUUACCCAGUCCCUCGCUGCACUCGAGUAUCUCGCCGAAGCGUUCCCGGAAAAGGAACCGGCGCUGAUGCCCCCGGCCUCGGACCCAGAGACUCGCGCGGUAGUGCGCACGCUGUCAGACAUUAUCUCCUGUGAUAUCCAGCCUGUUACGAAUCUGAGGAUCUUGAAGAGAGUUGGCCCACUUGGUGUUGAUCGGGCUGCUUGGUCGAAGGAUCUCAUGGAGGAGGGGUUUAGGGCCUAUGAGGCUGUUGUUAAGGGGUCUGCGGGGAAGUUUAGUGUUGGGGAUCAGAUUACUAUUGCGGAUUUGUGUUUGAUUCCGGCUGCUUGGGGGGCGCAGAGGUUUGGGGUUGAUUUGGGACAGUUUCCGGUUACGAAUGGGAUUGUACAGAGGUUGGAGAUGGAGGAGGCUGUGAGGAAGGGGCAUUGGAGGGCUCAGGAGGAUACGCCGGAGGAGUUUAGGAUUAAGGAAUAA
Molecule: messenger RNA, 681 nt
Organism: Penicillium bovifimosum
Lineage: Eukaryota; Fungi; Ascomycota; Eurotiomycetes; Eurotiales; Aspergillaceae
Gene: maiA
Product: maleylacetoacetate isomerase MaiA
Exons: 1
Coding region: 1-681 (226 amino acids)
Biological process (GO): glutathione metabolic process; L-phenylalanine catabolic process
Cellular component (GO): cytoplasm; mitochondrion
Molecular function (GO): maleylacetoacetate isomerase activity; glutathione transferase activity
Source: RefSeq, a predicted model, not a curated record